UAUCGAUCAGUCCAGGUCCUCUCCUGUGAAGCAGCAGGUUCACCAUCGAUCGGUUUGAUCGUGACAUCUGAAGUCAGGUGGACUUCUGUUUCAGCUUCAGUCCAAACUCGUCUGUACGAGAUGGAUCUCAGCACGGAACGAAUUCGUCAUGGCAACAGCAUCUCCAGAAUCCUCAGCAGCUGGAGUCGUCACCUCGGUGACAGCGAGCGGGAUGUGCUGGCCCUGAACGCGCUGUUGCUAGGCGACAGGCAGAGUGGGCGGAGCUCUGUGGGGAACGCUCUGAUUGGUGGAGAGGAAUUUAAAACAGGCACCUGCAUCUCUGGCAUUUCCAUGACGACGGAGCACAAACUGCUCAGCCGAAAUUUUCCAAAGUACUUCAGAAGGCGGGGGGCGGAGUCUGACCUCGUGUUGAGAGUGAUAGACACGCCCCCUCAUGUGAUCCAGUCACAUCGCGUGCAUGAGCUGUGCCCUGAGGGCGUGCACGUAGUUGUGCUCGUUGUGAGAGCUGACCUGCUGCACGACAACACACACCUGACGGAGCACGUGGAGACUCUCUUCGGUCCUGAAUGGCGUCGUCACGCUUUACUCGUCCUCACACACGCUGACCACCUGAAGGAGGCGGGGCUUCACCCGUCAGUCUACCUGACACAGACCAGUGAUUGGCUGAGAGCUCUGGCUGAGGAGGUGGGAGGAGGAGUCUUGUUCUUGGACAACAGCUGUGAUUGGCCGUCAAUCAGAGGACGACCGCUGAGAGAGCGACUGCUCCGCCUCUCAGCCAGGAACCAUCACAGAGCUCUGACGGUGCGGACGGAGUCUCACUCUGACCUUUAAACGAUGCACUAACGGCUCCACGCUGACGUACGAUCCUCCAACAGAACGAAAGCUUUCUCUGCUCAGAGUCAUCGUACAUAUGUGUCGGCUCCGAUUUGACAGUUUGGUUCAGCCAAAUUCUCUGGCCCCUCCCACGUAAUGGUGAAAAAGGGCGAGAGUCAGCGGCCCAGCUGCCUGGAGAAAAUGUCUGUUGUACGUUUCUGCAAACCACGAAUAUGUUUCAUUUGACCGUUUCAUAUGUGUCAUAUCCAUGUUUCUAACGUGACGUAGUAUCUGAGCUGACUUUGUGUAAAAGCCACAGAACCUGUUUACAACACAUCGUGGCAUUUUCCAGCAGCAUUACAGCCACCAGACUUUGGUGUUGUCAUCAACACAUUGCUGCAUGUCCUCGAUUGAGUAUCGUUCAGACGGGAUUAGUUUAACAUGGUGGGGACUAAUGUCAGUUUACCACAGGAUGUCUGUAAUAUAAGUGUCCGAUUCACACGGGACAAGAAAUGGCAUGUGCGUGCUACGUUGCUUCCUGUGAGCAUCAGCUGAAGGAUAAUAAUAAUGAAUGAUUAGCCCAACAUGAAACAUUGCCCAUAAUCAGGAUUGUGUGUACACAGCGAUCAGCAAUAUGGAUUUACAUUAGGCCGACCUAACACAACCACAAGUCUCAUGGCUCUGAAAAGUGCUUUCUUCUCUUUUUGAUGCGAUCAUUAGAAGAAUGUCCACUAUCACGACUGCUGACAACACCGGAUGCUUCUUCAAGCGCCUCCAUCAUCAAAAAAACGUGAAAAAAUGGUUGUAAACAGGACGAAAUAUUUACAUAUAUUUUUACAGAGGAUCGCGUUCACACAGGAUUAAUAUAGCCGAGGUAUUCUCCCCGGACCGUUUUACAGAAGGUAAAAGUCAUUAUCCGUAAAGGCCCAUUUAUGCUCCCUUUACGUACAAAAAUGUAUACGUCUGUUUCAAACGAUGUUACCGUCACUGCC
Molecule: messenger RNA, 1805 nt
Organism: Epinephelus lanceolatus (giant grouper)
Lineage: Eukaryota; Metazoa; Chordata; Actinopteri; Perciformes; Serranidae
Product: GTPase IMAP family member GIMD1-like
Molecular function (GO): GTP binding
Source: RefSeq, a predicted model, not a curated record